AAGAAAGUAAAUAUUUGAUCAAAAUAAGUGCAGAGUUUAGUACCAUUUUGUAAAAUCUGCAGUUUAUUUACACUGUCAACAAGUUUUGGAAUUUGGACCAAGAGUUUCCAGGUUAUAAAUGAAUAAGUAGCAUGCAAAUCAAUCAACAUGCAAAGACAUUAUAAACACAUCAUUUCCAGGUGCUUUAGCCUGGUAGCCAAAGAGAAGCCAAAGAGGCAAGGUCAAAUAUUGAGGACUUUGAAUGGAGAAGUUGACACUUCUUCAGAACAUUUUCAAAACAAUUUAGAACAUUCCAAGAGCCUUGCUGAAAAGUACAAACAAGUGUUAUCUGUGGCUGAGGCUGGUGGUGGUGAAAAGGGAAAACAGCUUCAUGUCGUGCGUAACAAAAAAAUUCUGAUACGAGAUCGCUUGAAGCUUUUAUUAGAUGAAGAUUCAGAGUUUCUCGAAUUGUCGCCAUUAGCGGGUAUGGGAAUGGAAUAUGGCGACAUCCCAUGUGCAAGUAAUGUAAAUGGUAUUGGAAAAAUCCAUGGAAGAUGGUGUAUGGUACUGGGAAAUGAUGCAACCACCAAGGGAGGUACUAUCUUCCCUAUAUCUAUCAAGAAGAACCUACGUAGUCAGAAGAUAGCAGAGGAGAACAUGUUACCUUGUGUGUAUAUAGUUGACAGUGGUGGAGCAUUCUUGCCUCUUCAGUCGGAUAUAUUCCCUGACAGAGAUCAUGGGGGACAGAAUUUUAACAAUGAAGCGGUGAUGUCAUCUAAAGGAAUUCCUCAGGUAGCUAUAGUAUGUGGCAGUUGUACAGCAGGGGGCGCCUAUGUUCCAACUAUGGCUACAGAGGCUGUCAUUGUACACAAGAUAGGAACUAUUUUCCUCGGUGGACCCCCACUUGUUUAUGCAGCUCUGGGAGAGGUGGUCUCGCAGGAAGAUCUUGGGGGUGGAAUGAUGCAUUCUAGUGUGAGUGGUUGCACAGACUACUAUGAAAAAACAGAAGAAGAUGCAUUUCAAACGGGACGUGAUAUUAUUGCUUGUUUAAACAUUGACGAACCUGAGGACCUCAUUGACUUCGAAGACCCCUUGUACAACAUAAAUGACAUCCCUGGUAUCAUUCCAGUGGACAAUCAGCACAACAUGGACAUAUACAAAGUAUUAUCUCGGUUGGUUGAUGGCAGUAGAUUCCAUGAGUAUAAGGCACUAUAUGGGCCAACGCUUGUCACCGGGUUUGCCUUCAUACAUGGGCACCUUACAGGUAUUUUAGGCAACAACCAGGGAAGUAUCUCUGAACAGGCAGCGUUAAAAGCCACAAACUUUAUACAACUCUGUAGACAGAGGAGAUGUCCAAUUAUAUUUCUACAGAAUACAACUCCUGAACAACACAUUGCUCAGACUACAGAGGCAGCAAUUGAAUAUAGUAAAAGAGUGAAGGCCCAAGCUGCAAUGAUGUCUGCCGUAGCCUGUGCAGAUGUCCCAAAAAUAACUAUAAUCAUUGGAAAUAGUUAUGGUGCUGAAAAUUAUGCAAUGGCUGGCAGGUCAAUGAGCCCAAGCUUUCUGUUUGUGUGGCCCAAUGCUAGGACCUGUCUGAUGCAAGAAGAGCUUCUUGGCCAAGAAACUGUCCAGUUGAUGCAUCCAGAAGAUGAGGACCAGGUCUCUACAGUAAAGAGCAAGGUACUGGAGAGAGUAGCUGUUGAGUCUUCCUCAUUUCAUUCUUCUGGUAGAGUUUGGGAUGAUGGCAUUAUCUUGCCUCAGGACACCAGAAAGGUUCUGGCACAGUGCCUCAGUAUUGUGACAUUAAACAUGGACAAGCAAAAUUCAUUCAGUAACACUAGAGACCCAAUUUUCAAGAUGUGAUGUUUUUAUGUUUUUUUUAACGAAAGAGAUGUAUGUCCAAUGUAAAACAAAUUCCAGUGACGUAGCCAGGAAGAAAAAAGCGACGAGGCGAAUAAUAUCCAAAAUGGCGGCUAUUUGACUCAGUCAGAAAUAUGAACCUAAAGUUAGGUAAAACACCAUAAAAAUAUGAACUUGGUUCGAUGGUGACAAUCAAAGAACACGAAGAUAACCGAGUAAUAGAAUAUGCACAAUUGAAUAAAA
Messenger RNA from Owenia fusiformis, 2082 nucleotides. The record is from the annotation of a GenBank genome assembly. NCBI's taxonomy places the organism in Eukaryota, Metazoa, Annelida, Polychaeta, Sabellida, Oweniidae.